AUGCAUUUCUUCUCAGUCGUCGCUGCCGCUGCCGCUCUUAUUGCUGGCUCCAACGCCCUCUUUAUCCCCCGCAACAUCCAUGUCGCAGAUUUCCGUCUUUACAGCGCCGAGGGUUGCUACGACGGCAAUCUCGGUGUCUGGACUGUCAUUGAUGAAGAUUUCACGAAUGGCGAAUGCAAGAGCUUGAAUGAUAGCGAGGAUGGCGACGUGCCUCUGUCUCUUAGCCUGACGGAUAUCAACAAAGGCUGCACUUUGACGGCUUAUACGGAUGCCAAGUGCACUGAGGGCAAGACGAUCCUCGCCCCUAAACAAUGCUCCAACAACAAAGCCGGGUUCCAGGCUUGGAGCAUGAACUGCGACUACAAGGAGUAA
Molecule: messenger RNA, 372 nt
Organism: Trichoderma asperellum CBS 433.97
Lineage: Eukaryota; Fungi; Ascomycota; Sordariomycetes; Hypocreales; Hypocreaceae
Source: RefSeq, a predicted model, not a curated record